AUGUCACUUCCUGUGUGCUCAGGGCCGGUACGGAUCAAAGACGCUUUUAAGUACAUCAACAGCGCAGUGUCGUGUUUGGUGUUUGUUUUGGGAAUGGUUGGGAACGUGACUCUUCUGAGAAUCAUCAGGGAACACAGACGCAUGAGGAGCGGACCCAACAUUCUCAUUGCCAGUUUGGCGCUGGGUGACAUUUUUCACAUCAUCAUUGCUUUACCCAUCAACGUUUACAAGCUGUUAGCGGUGGAUUGGCCGUUCGGUGUGGUGUUCUGUAAACUCCUUCCGUUCAUUCAGAAAACAUCUGUUGGAAUAACCGUUCUGAGCUUGUGUGCACUCAGUAUAGACAGGUACCGAGCUGUCGCAUCGAGGAAUCGAAUCAAAGAUCCCAAGUUUCUCAAAUGGACGGUUUUAAAGUUGUCUUUGAUAUGGACGAUAUCAACAAUACUGGCGCUUCCAGAGGCCGUGGCUUUUGACUUGAUGUCAAUGGAUUAUAAAGGCCAGCGUCUGAGGGUCUGUCUGCUUCAUCCUCUCCAGUCCUCACAUUUCAUGCAGUUUUAUAAAGUGGUGAAGGACUGGUGGCUGUUUGGCUUUUAUUUUCUCCUGCCGUUGGUCUGCACGGGUCUCUUUUAUUCACUGAUGGUCUGGACGAUUUUAAGUAAAGGAGCGAAGCAGGACAAACACAGAAAACAGAGACACGAGGUGGCCAGAAGCGUCUUCUGUCUGGUUCUCGUGUUUGCCGUCUGCUGGUUUCCUCUUCAUCUCAGCAGAAUCUUAAAAUUCACCAUCUAUGAUGAACGUGACCCUGACCGGUGUAACUUACUGAGCACAUUUCUCAUUCUGGAUUAUAUCGGUCUGAAUUCGGCGUCUGUGAAUUCGUGCAUUAACCCCAUGGCUCUGUAUUUGGUCAGCAGAAGAUUCAAGAACUACUUCAAAACGUCUCUCCGCUGUUGUCCUUCAUCCCGUUCUGUUGUCGUUCAGGAGGAGAAACACAGCUUCAUGAGGUCAAAGGUUGCGGUACCACCGUCUGACACUGUCAGUUCUCCCAAACAAAACUCUUCGUCCAACGAUAUUGAUGAAAAACACAACGCUUUUCUCACGAACUGUGCUUGUCUUACAUCAUGA
This is a messenger RNA of Triplophysa dalaica, 1119 nucleotides long. RefSeq names its product endothelin receptor type Bb (gene ednrbb). Gene Ontology annotation, molecular function: endothelin receptor activity. Lineage: Eukaryota; Metazoa; Chordata; Actinopteri; Cypriniformes; Nemacheilidae. Gene Ontology annotation, biological process: regulation of blood pressure; enteric nervous system development; G protein-coupled receptor signaling pathway. The coding region runs from base 1 to 1119 and encodes 372 amino acids. The transcript is spliced from 7 exons. Gene Ontology annotation, cellular component: membrane. The record is from RefSeq and is a predicted model, not a curated record.